AUAAUGGACUGGACGGACGAUUCUUCAGGAACAACAACACGGAUACUAUUUCAACCACCUGGGUAGCUUGCUAGACAAGAUAAAACUGAAAGAUUGACGUUUUAGGCCAUGUUAAUAUACAUUAGCUAAUCGCAGUGUUUAAAACACAUUUCAGUUGACGUUAACUUGAACCUAAUGUGCUUGUUCAAUUUGCAAAUUUGUUAAAGAUUGAUACUGAGCCUAGCACUAGGCUAUUCGCUAAUGCUAACUAGCUAGCUAACAUCCCUGACCAUGAGCUCAUUAAACUACUCAUCCCCUGCUAAAGAAGAGGAUGUCUGCUGUUCGGAGAAAGAAGCUCUGGCGCUGAACAUUGUCGUGAAAGACGAAGAGGAGGAUAUUACAGUGAAAGGAGAGAAAGAUGCUCUGGCUCUGGACAUUGUCGUGAAAGACGAAGAGAAGGAUAUUACAGUGAAAGGAGAGAAAGAAGCUCUGCCGCUGAACAUUGUCGUGAAAGACGAAGAGGAGGAUAUUACAGUGAAAGGAGAGAAAGAUGCUCUGGCUCUGGACAUUGUCGUGAAAGACGAAGAGGAGGAUAUUACAGUGAAAGGAGAGAAAGAUGCUCUGGCUCUGGACAUUGUCGUGAAAGACGAAGAGGAGGAUAUUACAGUGAAAGGAGAGAAACAACCUUUCAGAAUGGAAGAGGAGGCUGUUAUAGGGAAAGAAGAGAAAGCAUACUCUUCCUCUCUAAAAGGUUCUAUCACAGUAAAGGUGAAGGAGGAAGACGUUUUGGGAGUGAAAGAGGAGGAGACAGAAUAUCAGAUUAAUAGCAGAGAGAGACAUGACUAUCAUGGAUCCUCUGGGGAGCCUCAACAACAUCCUGAUGCUGACGAGACAGAGAAGAGUCUCUCCAGAUCAGACCACCAGAUGGACAACGCUAGCCCUUCCUCCCUCCCGGAGUCCCCGUGUCGUGCCUCUCCCGGUAGCACCUUACUGCUGGGUAUGAAGAGGUUGUCUGUGCUGCUGGUGGACUGCAGGAAAACAACGGGGCUGAGUGGAACUGUGAGAGGAGGAGAAGAGAAGAAAGGAUCAGAUUUGACACAUCAAAGUAAGUGCU
Molecule: messenger RNA, 1093 nt
Organism: Oncorhynchus gorbuscha (pink salmon)
Lineage: Eukaryota; Metazoa; Chordata; Actinopteri; Salmoniformes; Salmonidae
Exons: 3
Source: RefSeq, a predicted model, not a curated record